CUCUGUGUCGCACUGUGUCGUUGAUGGAAAGCACCCUCUAUCGACGUUCGAAAACGUGAAAUAACUGACUAUAUAUAGGCGGAGCUUAAUCGUUCCAAAAGUUUGUGUUCAAUAUUCAGUAAACAACAAAGCCAAAUUGGCACUCACUUCGAUGCGAUCGCCAAAUGAAACAUACGUUUCUUUUAAUAUUCUAAAAUUUCUAAUACAAACUUUUCAAUCAAGCAUUUCCAAAUAUUCAUCGUAUUUACUUAUUAAAACUAGUUUAGUUUGAAAUAAUUAAUAACAAUUCAUCUUUUUAAGAGUAUUAAGUGUAAAUAGUCAAAUUAAAACAAGAAAAUAUAUAAGAUAAUUAUUAAAAUAUUUACUAAAAUAUUGGAAGAACAUAUAAGCAAGUGAAAAUUUUUAAAUUUAUUUCUGUAACAUUAUGUCAUUACUGAAAAUGUCAUUAUUUAAAUUAAGAGGUCAGAAGCAAAUGCUCUGAUUUAGAAUAUUUAUCUUUCCCUUCAAAAUAAGUUGACAACACGACUGGCUGUGAUAUUUACAAACAGUCUCUCCAAGGAGCAAGCACAUGUCGCGCACGCUAACUUAGUCCAGUCUCUCUAAAACUUGCUUCUAUAACUUUUCUAUAAUUCUUAUAUAUAAUCCUAGGAUUCUGUCUUAAAAUAGAAAGAUUUAGAAGAAAUCCAUAAAAAGUAUGACGUAUGCUGUAUAUUCUUAUAAUACAUUUUGUAUUUGUUUUCGAAUCUAAUACUAUUAUUAAUACACGUUUUGAAUCAUAUCUGAAACAUAUUUUCAAUUAUCUUGUAAUACUGUUACAGUCAUCGAGUGAUAGUGAAAUGGGUGAAGUAAAUACGUACCCAUAUACAGAUCUCAUAACCGAUCUCAAUAAUCGGCCACUUCCUGAACGUUGGUGUUGCAAACUUUUUCCAAAUCGAAUUGUGUUAUAUUAUAUUGAUGAGAAUAAUGUAACUACAACUGUAAUUAUCGAUAAAGACUAUUUUGUGAUAAUUCAUAAAGAGGAUUGCAUUGGAGAUUUUUACAUAGAUCCAGAAUCUUUCAGCGCUUUUUGUAUUACUAUUAUAAAUUUACAAAAGAUGAUAAUAUGCAGAGGCAUUUAUCCUUUAAACCGAAGAAGACAUUCACGUUGCUGUCGUCUGCAUUUUAAUAACAUGCCUGAUGGUGCUUCAUUUACGCAAUGUGACAGGUGCUUUGAUUGGCAACAAAAUGAACUAGCGCGCACAAAUGAAAUUGAUCAACGUAAAAACUUUAGUUUCCAAAUGAAACGUGAUAUGACAAGAGUAAGGCCGUUAUUAAAAUCCAUUCAAAGAAAGAUUCUCAAGAUGCAGAAUGUUUAUCAGAUGUUAUUACAAGAUCAUACUUUUGCAGCAGCAGCAACAAACAACAACAAAAUAAAAACCUGAUAAAAGCAGCUGGUAUUAAAAAACUGUCAUUUUAUCAUUUUCAUAUUUUCGGUUUUUAGGUUAUGGAAAAAUAACGAAUAUAUUACGAUAAUAAUGUUUAUU
Ooceraea biroi (clonal raider ant) is the source of this 1523-nucleotide messenger RNA. RefSeq lists its product as uncharacterized. The record is from RefSeq and is a predicted model, not a curated record. Lineage: Eukaryota; Metazoa; Arthropoda; Insecta; Hymenoptera; Formicidae.